This is a messenger RNA of Tremella mesenterica DSM 1558, 780 nucleotides long. RefSeq lists its product as uncharacterized. The transcript is spliced from 6 exons. The record is from RefSeq and is a predicted model, not a curated record. The coding region runs from base 1 to 780 and encodes 259 amino acids. Gene Ontology annotation, molecular function: oxidoreductase activity, acting on the CH-OH group of donors, NAD or NADP as acceptor. Lineage: Eukaryota; Fungi; Basidiomycota; Tremellomycetes; Tremellales; Tremellaceae.
AUGUCUCCAGCCUCUGUACUAAUCGUCGGGGCUUCACGAGGUCUUGGAAGAGCCUUAGCUGAACACUACGUCUCUCUCCAAUCCCGUGUCUUCGCGACCGUCCGUUCGCCCCUCAAACCUGAUCAAGACUUUAAAGGUCGUAUCCAGGUGGUAGAAGGGAUCGAUUGUUCUCAAUCUGAUGUGGGAAAGGGAAUUGUCGAUGGAUUGAAAGGAGAGACGGUGGAGAUUGUUGUGAUCGUUGCUGGCUUACUUAAAACCGAGGAAUUUGGGAAAUCGAAUUUUGAAGAUGAAGUCUCCAUGUAUAAAAUCUGCUCUAUAGCUCCUGUUCUGAUAGUCGAAAGUCUGGUCACCUCAUCAUCCCUAGCGCCCAACGCCAAGAUCCUACUACUCACUUCUGAAGCCGGCUCGGUAACACUGCGCACUCAAGGUGAAGGCGGAGGGAUGUACGGUCAUCACGGCUCUAAAGCCGCUGGGAAUAUGGUUGGCAAAUUACUCAGUUUUGAUUUGAAAGAUAGAGGUGUGCCGGUAGCUAUGAUUCACCCCGGCUUUCUCAAAACGGAAAUGACCAAGGACGCCGGUAUGGAGCAAUUCUACGAGAAGAUGGGUGCGGUCACUCCUGAGGAAGCCUGUGAGCCAUUUGCAGCCUUUGUGGAGAAACUCAACAUGGACAUGACUGGUAAAUUAUGGGCACCGAUGGGCGGAAGGGGAAUUGGAAACGCCGAGGAAGUACUAGGCAAGAAAGCGGCCUCUCAAACUGAACCUCUCGAACUACCCUGGUGA